Molecule: messenger RNA, 568 nt
Organism: Grus americana (Whooping crane)
Lineage: Eukaryota; Metazoa; Chordata; Aves; Gruiformes; Gruidae
Product: cytochrome c oxidase copper chaperone
Exons: 4
Coding region: 128-331 (67 amino acids)
Biological process (GO): mitochondrial respiratory chain complex IV assembly
Cellular component (GO): mitochondrial intermembrane space
Molecular function (GO): copper chaperone activity; copper ion binding
Source: RefSeq, a predicted model, not a curated record
GGCGGGUGGUGGAGGUGGUUACCGGGAACCAGCGCAUCCGUCAAGGCCGCGAACGCUGUGGCGGAGGUGGUGUCUCUCCGGUUUCGCGCCGGGCAGGCAGGCUGUGGCUGCUGGGGAGCCGCUCGCCAUGUCGACGGUCGCUGCCGCCAGCUGCGACAGCAAGGGCGCGGGGGAGGCGCAGGAAGAGAAGAAGCCGCUGAAGCCCUGCUGCGCCUGCCCCGAGACCAAGAAAGCGCGGGACGCCUGCAUCAUUGAGAAGGGGGAAGAAAAUUGUGGACACCUAAUUGAAGCUCACAAAGAGUGUAUGAGAGCUCUGGGCUUCAAGAUAUGAGUGAGAUGAGCGGGCCUGUGAAUAUGAUGAUGUCUGUGGUGUGACUGCAUUCUGGAAAGCUGCAAAAUAAAUUAUUUCUGCAAGUUACUUCAAAGAACAAAUAUAAACAAAGAAUCUAUUUAUAAGGUCUCUAAUGAUAGACUGUGCAUCACGUCUAUGGCUUUUCCACUGUUAGCUCUUGACCACUGCUAUAGAAAAUAUAUUUUUUCCUCUUAAUAAAAGUCUGAAUGACCAGUG